Molecule: messenger RNA, 2952 nt
Organism: Patella vulgata (common limpet)
Lineage: Eukaryota; Metazoa; Mollusca; Gastropoda; Patellidae
Exons: 2
Coding region: 880-2148 (422 amino acids)
Source: RefSeq, a predicted model, not a curated record
GUGAAAACUUUCUAGACUUGCCUCCUGCGUAUGUAAAAGACUCGAUGCCAGUCUCAUUAUGUGAUACCCCAGAGCAAGAAGAUUUAAAUAAAUGGUAUCAUCUAAAGGACAUUACAAUCCCAACAUUCACUGGCCAUUGAAUUCCAAAGGUAACCAUGAUGAUUGGAAUUAAUGUUCCAGCUGCUACUACGCCCCUUGAAAUCAUAACAGGAAACAUUGGUGAACCUUACGCAAUUAAGUCACCUAUAGGAUGGUUGUGUUAUGGAUUACCUGGAAAAUUAAAUAAACCUUCUAAAGUAGGUGUUAAUUUCUGUGCAGUAGAUAAUAAUUUAGAAGACCAAGUUCGUAGAUAUUUCAAUUUAGAAUUUGGAGAAAGACUUAGUGAUGAAAAACAGCACUUGUCAUUAGAAGACAAGAGAUUUCUUAGAAUAAUGAACGAUUCAAUAACUCUAAAAGAUGAACGAUUCAAUAACUCUAAAAGAUAACUAUUAUGAAACAGAAUUGCCUUUCAGAGAUCGAACAGUGAAUAUGCCAAAUAAUAAAUUGCAGGCCGAAUUGUUUGCAUAUAAGCUAAGAAAACGUUUGCUUAGUAAUCCUGUGCUGAAUAAUAAUUAUUCAGGUUUUAUGAACUAUUUAGUUGAGAAAAACUAUGCUGAAAAAAUCCAAGAUCAUGAAAUUGGUAGGAAUGAUGGACGUGUUUGGUUUAUUCCCCAUCACAGCGUUAUUCAUCCGAAAAAACCUGAAUAAAUUAGGAUUGUUUUCAAUUGUCCUCUUGAGUUUAAUAACCAUUCAUUAAAUGAACAAUUAUUACCAGGUCCUGAUCUGACUAAUAGACUUCUAGGUGUUUUGUUAAGGUGGAGACAGCAUCAGAUAUGUUUCAUGGCAAACAUCCAAGAGAUGUUUUAUCAGUGUCGAGUUGUAAAAUAUGAUUGCGAUAUGAUGAGAUUUUUGUGGUGGCCAGAAGGACAACUAGACAAACCACUGUGUGAAUACAGAAUGUUAGUACAUUUAUUUGGUGCUAGUAGUUUACCUAGUUGCUCAAACUUUGCCUUAAAACAAGUAGCCUGUGAUAAUAAGAACAAGUGUAGCCCAGAAGUUAUAAAUGCAAUUAAUAAUAACUUUUACGUAGACGAUUUUCUAAAAUCUAUGCCUAAUGAAAAUGAUGCUAUUAAGUUAGUCAAAGAAAUAUGUGUAAUUCUUAAAUUAGGUGGUUUUAAUCUCACCAAAUGGUUAAGUAAUAGCAGACAAUUACUUAGUACUAUUCCAGAGAAAGAUAGAGUAGAGGAAGUGAAAAAAUUAGACUUUGAAACAGAUAAUUUACCAAUUAAAAGGGCACCCAGUGUUCAGUGGUCUGUAGUUAAAGACCGUUUGGAAUUUGAUAUAAACAUUGUUAAUCCUAAGGCUACCCGUCGCAAUAUACUCUCUGCGAUGAGUUCCGUGUAUGACCCUUGUGGUUUUGUUGCUCCAUACGUGUUAAAAGCAAAAAUGAUUUUGCAAGAACUAUGUCGUGCCAAAUUGUCGUGGGAUGAGACUAUUCCCGAGACACAUAAACUUGAGUGGGAAAAAUGGUUAAUAGAUUUACCUAAUUUAUCCAAGGUCAAAGUAAACCGUUGUUUGGUGCCAAAUAAUUUUGGUAAGGUCGUGAAUACCGAUCUCCAUCAUUUUGGGGACGCGUGCCAAACAGGGUAUGGAACAGUUACAUAUGUAGGCCUACGAUUUGUGAACAGUGAAGGUGACAUUCAUGUGGCAUUUGUUCUUGGAAGGUCAAGAGUUGCCCCUAUUAGACCACAUACUAUAGUAAAGUUAGAACUUUCAGCUGCAACAUGUUUAGUUAGAAUAAACACUAUGUUACUAAGAGAACUUUCAAUUCCAGUGAAUUCCAUUUAUUUUUGGACAGAUAGCCAAACAAUCAUUAAGUAUAUUAGAAAUGACAAAAUGAGACAUCAGAUUUUUGUGUCGAACAGGUUAGCUAUUAUUCAUGAUGGCUCUGAUGUUAGUCAGUGGCAUUAUGUACCUUCGAAACUUAAUUGUGAAAAUUAUGCAUCUUGUGGUUUGUCUGCAAGUGACUUGAUGAACUCUGAGUGGUUGUUUGGUCCAGAAUUCCUACGGCAACCCAGCAGUGAGUGGCCCAGUUAUCCAGUAGCGUAAUCAGACUCUGUUAAUGUUUCAAAUGUGAAUGUUAUUAAAGUGGAAACAGAUGGUGAUAAAAUAGCUAUCACAGCAGAAUUUUCUAUAGAAUGGUCCCAGCAAUUGGAAUUGUGAUUAAAUUAUUCAGCAGAGCAGGAAUUGUCGUUAGAUUAUCCACCACAGCAAAAAACCAGCGGCUGCCAGGCAGAAUAUGCCCACAUUUUCGAGAGAUGGAUAGAGAACAAGCUAAAAAGAAAGUGAUUUUUCCUACAAUCAAGGGCCAUAAUUCAGGAAAUUACAAUUCGAUAUGCGCAAAUAUCGAAAGGAACCGAAAUCUUUGGGUUAUAAACUUACAUUUCAAGUUUCAACAAAAUUGGAUAAAAAUUGUGAUCUCUAUAGGGUCCACAUGUAUGGCUUCCCUUUUGUUUGGUUUAAUGGUAUGUUUACCCCUAUUAUCAGUCCUUUAUUAUUCCCUUGAUGUACCCUCACCUAGCCAAUCACAUCAUGUAUGGUUUCUCAUUUGUCAUGAUUGGUUGUCCAAUUAAAAUUAUUUACCCGUAUAAUCCGUCAUAUGUAUAUUGCCUUUGAUCAUGUUGUUUUUUAAUCCUUUGAUCUUGUUGUUGUCAUGCAUGGUUUCUGAAUUGUUGUUAUUGUUUGUCUAUAUAUAAUUGCUCUACACAUUUGUUACUGUACUUGCUUGAAAAUGUUGAGAGAAUACUCUUCGAAACGUCGCCCAAAUAAAUCAGUAAUUGUUCUUCCAUAAGUAUGUGUUACAGUUUAUUGCUCUAACCAAUUACUAAAUGCCUCUUAAAGAUCAGGGUCCAC